CAACGAUCCGCAAUCCGUGCAAUCAAUGCGAUAAUCUUGUAAAACUCGCGAGAUAAUAUUUUCGCGCUCUCGUCGUCGCUCGAAUUCUGCACGCGAGAGUGCACUGCGAGAUUGCAGAAUAUAUAAUAUGGUAUACUAUAUCGCGAGACGCGAAGCGAGAGAGAGAUGGAACGACCGGCAGCAGACUGCGCGCGAGCCAGAGUCAGCUGCACAGUGUAUACACAACAAGUCGCGUGUAGACCGAAUAAUUUCGUGAAUAUCCAGACUCGCACCCCUUUGGCAUGGGAUUCGCUGGGCGAAGAAGAGCGUGAAAUGCAGCAAAUACCGCGGAGAGAUAAUUGAGACGGGAAACUUUCUUUUGCAUCUUGACGUUUCAACGAACCAAUAGGCCCAAAAUGGUGAAGGAACUGUAUCGCGAGACCGAUCUGGCCAAGAAAAUAUCUCACGUCAGAUUCGGCAUCGACAGUCGACACCAAAUGAAGCUGCAAGCCCAUCUGCACGUAGUCGCCUCGAGUCUGUACAGUCAGGACUACCACUUGCCCAUAACGAACGGCUUGCUGGACAGAAGAAUGGGUAUCUGCACGAACGCUACAGCCUGCGGCACUUGUCAGAAGAAUCUCAGCGAGUGCAUCGGUCACUUCGGCUACAUAGAUCUGGAAUUGCCGGUAUUCCACGUCGGCUACUUCAGAUCGAUCAUCAAUAUCUUACAAACCGUAUGCAAGAAGUGCUCCUGCGUGCUGCUCGACUCUAACGACAAGCAGAAAUUUCUGGCCCGAAUUCUCAAACCGGAUCUGUGCUAUCUGUCCAAAAAAGUUCUGCGCAAAGAGAUCCUGAAGAAGGUGCAAAAGUGCACCCAGUGCCCGCACUGCGGCGAAUUGAACGGUACGGUGAAGAAAGGCGGCCUGUUGAAGAUAGCCCACAUGAAGUACAGAAACAAGAAGCCCACGGACUCGCUGGUGCUGGACAAACUCGCGGAGUUCGACGACGCCAUCGAGAACAACGAGGAACUGGAGAGCCUGGUGAGGUCCGGUCUGACGACUUUUUUGAAUCCGCUGGAAUGCCUGGGCCUGUUCGAGCGCAUACCCGCCCGCGACAUACCGCUGCUGCUGAUGAACCCGGACUGCGGUCUGCCCAAGGAUCUGAUACUGACGAGGAUACCGGUGCCGCCGAUAUCCAUCAGGCCCACGGUCGCCUCGGACAUGAAGGCCGGCACCAACGAGGACAAUCUCACCAUGAAACUGUCGGAGAUACUGUUCCUCAACGACACGAUCCGUCAUCAUCGUCAGCGCGGCGUCAAGAUGACCAUGUACAACGACGCCUGGGAAUUUCUGCAGCUGCACUGCGCUCUCUACGUCAACAGCGAGAUGUCCGGCAUACCGCUCAAGAUGCAGCCGAAGAAGACGGGCCGCGGCCUCGUGCAGCGUCUCAAGGGCAAGCAGGGCCGCUUUCGCGGCAAUCUGUCCGGCAAACGCGUCGACUUCUCCAGUCGCACCGUGAUCUCGCCCGAUCCGAAUCUGCGCAUCGAGCAGGUCGGCGUGCCGAUUCACAUCGCCAAGAUACUUACCUAUCCCGAGCGAGUCAACGGGAUCAAUAUCGAGUAUCUGCGUGGGCUCGUGCUCAACGGGCCCGACUUACACCCGGGCGCCAACUACGUCGUGGACGGCAGGACCAAGGUGCGCAAGUUCCUCAAGUACGGCGAUCGUCGGCGGGCGGCUCAGGAGCUGCGCUACGGCGACACGGUGGAGCGCCACCUCUGCGACGACGACGUCGUCCUGUUCAAUCGUCAGCCGUCCCUGCACAAGCUCAGCAUAAUGGCCCACAAAGCCAAGGUGCUGCGGGAUCGGACGUUUCGCUUCAACGAGUGCGUCUGCACGCCCUACAACGCCGACUUCGACGGCGACGAGAUGAAUCUGCAUCUGCCGCAGACCGAGGAGGCCAGGGCCGAGGCACUGGUGCUGAUGAGCGACAAGGCCAAUCUCGUGACGCCGCGCAACGGCGAGCUCGUCAUAGCCGCAACUCAGGACUUCAUCACGGGCGCCUAUCUGCUCACCCAGAAGGACGCGUUCUUCAACAAGGCCCAGGCCUGCCAGUUGAUCGGUCAGAUUCUGUGCGGCGAGGACGCCUGCACGACGAUCCAAUUGCCGCCGCCGGCCAUUAUGAAGCCGAUGGUUCUGUGGACGGGCAAGCAGCUGUUCGGACUGAUGAUCCGACCGAAUCCCAAGUGCCCGAUCAAGGCCAAUCUACGGGCCAAGGGCAAGGCCUACACGAGCGGCGAGGAGCUCUGCAUCAACGACUCGUACGUCAUCGUGCGCAACUCGGAGCUGCUCGCGGGCACGAUGGACAAGUCGAGCCUCGGCUCGGGCUCCAAGCAGAACAUCUUCUACGUGCUGCUGCGCGACUGGGGCGAGGACGCCUCGACCAGGGUCAUGUGGCGUCUGGCCCGGGUCGCAAGCUACUACCUGAUGAAUCGGGGCUUCUCCAUCGGCAUCGGCGACGUCCGGCCGGGCCAGAGUCUGCUUCGGGCCAAGCAGGAGCUGCUCGAGCGCGGCUACGCCAAGUGCAACGAGUUGAUCGAGCGCAUGGACGAGGGCAAGCUGACCAGCCAGCCGGGCUGCAGCGCCGAGGAGACCCUCGAGGCCAUGAUACUCAAGGAGCUCUCCGUCAUUCGCGAUCACGCCGGCAAGAUCUGCCUCAAGGAGCUGCACCCGAGCAACAGUCCGCUGGUGAUGGCUCUGUCGGGCUCCAAGGGCAGCUUCAUCAACAUCUCGCAGAUGAUCGCGUGCGUCGGCCAGCAGGCGAUCAACGGCCACCGAGUGCCCAACGGCUUCGAGGCCAGGGCACUGCCGCACUUCGCCAAGCGCGACAAGCUGCCCGCGGCGCGGGGCUUCGUCGAGUCCUCGUUCUACUCGGGCCUCAGUCCGACCGAGUUCUUCUUUCACACGAUGGCCGGUAGAGAGGGCCUGGUGGACACGGCCGUGAAGACGGCCGAGACCGGCUACAUGCAGCGCAGGCUCGUCAAGAGUCUGGAGGAUCUGUGCCUGCACUACGACAUGACGGUGCGCAACUCCGUGGGCGACAUCGUGCAGGAGCUCUACGGCGGCGACGCCAUGGACCCCAGCUACAUGGAGGGCAAGGACUGCCCCGUGGAUUACAGGCGAGUGCUCGAGGACGUGCGGGCCAGGAACGCCUGGCCGGACGAGGAGUCGCUCGACGGGCCGAGCAUCGACAAGGCCACCGCGGAGCUGCUCCGAUCCAGCGAGUACGACUGCCUCAGCAGCGAGUUCAAGGACGAGAUAACGCUGUUCUUGCGCUCGACCGCAGUGAGGGUGGCCAAGAUGCGCCAGAACCUGAACAAGCCCGGCCACGAGGCGGCCGUCUAUCGUCACGUCGAGCGGCUCACCGUGUCGCAGCUCGUCGACUUCAUACACACGUGCAAGGAGAAGUACAUGAGGGCGCGCAUCGAGCCGGGCACCGCAGUGGGUGCCCUCGCGGCGCAGAGCAUCGGCGAGCCCGGCACCCAGAUGACUCUCAAGACGUUCCACUUCGCCGGUGUGGCCUCCAUGAACAUCACCCAGGGCGUGCCGCGCAUCAAGGAGAUCAUCAACGCCAGCGCCAAGAUCAGCACGCCCAUCAUCACGGCCCACCUGGAGAACGAGCGCGAUCCGGAGUUCGCGCGACGCGUCAAGGGACGCAUCGAGAAGACGAGCCUCGGCGAGAUCACCGCCUGCGUGCAGGAGGUGGUGGGGCCGCGCGGCUGCUACCUGCGUCUCAGGAUCGACGCCGAGCGCGUCAAGCUGCUGAAGCUCGAGGUCAACAUACACAGCAUAGCCCAGUCGGUGUGCGGCUCCAAGCUGAAGAUCCCCGAGAAGGCCGUGGAGGUGAACGCGCGGAGACAGACGCUGACCGUCUAUCCGGACAGGAUGGACUCGAGGCUGAGCCUGAGCACGCUGCUGGCCGUGCUCAAGGAGCAGCUGCCCCGCGUCACGGUCAAGGGCAUCGCCUCGGUGACCCGGGCCGUCAUUCACAGCGACGACUCGACGGCGGGCGGCUACAAGCUGUUCGUCGAGGGCGACGACAUGCGCGAGGUCAUGGCCACCCGGGGCGUGCUCGGUAAGCGCUGCACCUCCAACAACACCAUCGAGGUGUUCAAGACGCUGGGCAUCGAGGCGGCCCGCGCCACCAUCAUGAAGGAGAUCAAGCUCGUCAUGGAGAAUCACGGCAUGAGCAUCGAUCGGCGACAUCCGAUGCUCGUGGCCGACCUGAUGACGAGUCGGGGCGAGGUACUGGGCAUCACUCGCCAGGGCCUCUCGAAGAUGAAGGAGUCCGUGCUGAAUCUCGCCUCGUUCGAGAAGACGGCCGAUCAUCUGUUCGACGCGGCGUUCUACGGGCAGACCGACGCCAUCUGCGGCGUGUCCGAGUCCAUUAUCAUGGGUAUACCGGUGCCGGUCGGCACGGGACUGUUCAAGCUGCUGCACAAGGCCGACAAGGAUCCGGUGAAGCCGAGAACUCUGCUCUUCGAUCGAUGAGACGAGACUGCAAUUUCGUUAUAAAUAUGUAAAGUUUACUUCACACAAUUAGUGAUACAUUUUUUCUACAAAUAUUUAUUGAUAGGUUUAUUUUUG
This is a messenger RNA of Trichogramma pretiosum, 4622 nucleotides long. It is a transcript of the gene Polr3A, whose product is annotated as DNA-directed RNA polymerase III subunit RPC1. Lineage: Eukaryota; Metazoa; Arthropoda; Insecta; Hymenoptera; Trichogrammatidae. The coding region runs from base 396 to 4526 and encodes 1376 amino acids. Gene Ontology annotation, molecular function: DNA binding; DNA-directed RNA polymerase activity. The transcript has 2 exons. The record is from RefSeq and is a predicted model, not a curated record. Gene Ontology annotation, biological process: DNA-templated transcription.